Molecule: messenger RNA, 1833 nt
Organism: Fusarium redolens
Lineage: Eukaryota; Fungi; Ascomycota; Sordariomycetes; Hypocreales; Nectriaceae
Exons: 1
Coding region: 1-1833 (610 amino acids)
Cellular component (GO): cytoplasm
Molecular function (GO): protein-arginine deiminase activity; calcium ion binding
Source: RefSeq, a predicted model, not a curated record
AUGCGGACCAGCUGGCUAUAUCCUAUCUUCAUUGCCACGCAUGUCAGCGCCGGCCUCAUUAAGUCCACCACACGUCCGCUCAUUCUCGCAGACACGAACCGAGAUGGCAUCGUCAACGGCAAAGACAUUGCAGACAAAUAUACCUGGACAAAUGAAUGUGGCGCCAUUUUCCUCCCCAAUAUUGGCGAUAAACGCCACCGAUGCACUGCCUUUGAUCUCAAUGGUCUCUCCCUGAGCAACCAGGAGCUGUCGAGCUGUAACGACGCUUCAGGCCAUUUGCUGCUAACCCCUGAGCUGGCAGCCCCAGCCCGAACCGCACCCCUUCAAGGUAUCUCUAAAGAGGCUAUCGGGAGCAUCUAUACGCUUCCGGAGAGCACCUUGGGCUCAGUGCGUGUAUUCUGGAAACAGCCCGGAUUCCUGUCAGAUGCAGGUUCCCCGUGGAGACUCAUUGAUCCUCAGUUCAUAUUCAACGCGAGCAGUCUACGUGCUGGCAUUGAGCUCGCCAUAGACGCUAGAGAGUUGGUUUCUCACCUCUCUGCCUGGAACGGAACGCUUUCUUUGGAGUUUCGAGUCACCGACGGCAAUAUGACGACCUACGAUGCCGUGGCGAUGAAGCAGGCGCCGGUCCUAUUCCACCAUCAUCUGCAGCGCGUACAAGAGGUGCUAUCCGUAAAAGGAAACGAGACUUCCAGUCCGGUGCAGAACAAGUUCGUACGCGGUCUGGAAGACGCUCUAAUGAACGUGGUUGAAACCCCGGCCCUUCACUUACUCAACGGCACCGACGAAAUCUGGGCACAAGACUUCAUGGAACCCGGCUUCGCCAGUAUGCCUGGGCCAGAAGGUCCGAUAUCACUACGCGUCCUGGUUCGUAGUGCGCAAUCCACCAGAGUUGCUGGACGUCAGGUCUUCGAAAGCUUCAGAGGUAAUAGAGUCGGAGGCCAUCAACUGUCGCUGGGGUCUGGCUUUGGGCACGAGGAGAUUGACUCAGGUGGCAACAUCGAGAUUAUCCCACCGUACGUAUCCAAGAACGGGACAUCAUAUAAGCACGGCAGGGUCAUCAUGGGAAAGCACUUUGACAAGCAUCCAGCCAAGUCCAUGACGAGCCUUAUUGAAGCUCAAAUCUACCAGUCUCCCCUCAUCCUAGAGGCUGGCUGGUUGGUCAUUGGACAUGUUGACGAAUUUGUCCAGUUCUUGCCAUACCAGAACGACCUAGGAUGGACCAUCGCAAUUGCGGAUACACAAGCUCCGCUGGCUUUAUUAAAAAAGGCAAAAGACAGUGGCCAUGGCUCCACCCUUGUCACUAGCUAUCCCGAUCUCCGCCAGCCGGAAGGUUUUUCUUUUUACGAUUCUAGCCUUGAGAACCUUACCAUCGACGCGCUGCUGUCUGACGACGAUUUCUUGCAGACGCAGAAAUAUGCACAGAAGUACAUCGACCACAACUUGAAGCUUCUACUCGAAGAGGUACCACUGCCUCACAACCAAGUUCUGCGAGUACCCGCUCUCUUUAAGGAUGUCACAUAUCCCUGGCCAUCUAAUCUCGAUGGAAUCCCCCCACGCCUGCACAGAGUCGCUCCUGGACAGCGUCAACUAAUUGCUUUCCUUCCGGCUGUCAUUAACGGUGUUGUCAUCGGGUCUGAUUAUUUGGCUGCGAAGCCUUGGGGUCCAAUCGUUGAUGGUCAGGAUAUCUUUGAGGAGGCGGUGCGAGAUGUGUACGGCCAAGCGGGGAUGAAGGUACACUUCGUUGACGAUUUCAUGUCGCAUCACGUAAAUGGAGGCGAAGUCCACUGCGGCACGAAUACCCUCAGAGAUGCAACAGUCGAAUGGUGGAGCUAA